CUCAAACUAAGCUGGAAAAGGCAGGCAGAGAGAAAGUAGUUAAGCAACAAAAAACCUACUACCACGUUGACACGUCACCCAAUGACCCAAAUGGUACACUUAUAAGCCGAUCAUCGACCGAAGCAGAGAGAGAGAGAGAGAGACAGAUCAGCCACAGAGGAGCUUCAUCAGAGCUUAAAGCUUUCGCAGCGAUGGGGUUGGGCGUGGUGUCGCUCCUGAACGCCGUGUUCCGGCGCGCCUUCACCUCCGCGGGGCUCCGGCCGGGCUCCGCCGCCGUCGACGCCGACACCUCGCUCCACUUCUGGGCCCACCCCUCCCUCCUCCUCCCCCCUCCAUCCUCCUCCGGCGAGCAAAACGGCGACACGGGCGACCGACGUCGUCGGCCGGUGGUGGUGCUGAUCCACGGGUUUGGGCCGGACGCCACGUGGCAGUGGGCGUCGCAGGUGGGGCCGCUCUCCCGCCACUUCGACCUGGUGGUCCCCACGCUCCUCUUCUUCGGCGCCGGCUCCACCACGAAAUCCCCCGACCGGUCCGACGCCUUCCAGGCCGCCGCCGUCGCCAAGCUCCUCACCGCCCACCUUGGCCUUGAUCUGAUGAUCGACGGCUCGCAGCAGGUUGUCCACGUGGUCGGCACCAGCUACGGCGGGCUCGUGGCCUACCACCUGGCCCAGGCGCUUGCGAUCGCAGCUGGAACGUCGGGAUUGAUGGGGAAUGAGAGUAACAAGGUGGUGAUUUGCAGCGCGGAUUUGGCGAAAGGGGAAGAGGACGACGUGGCGCUGGCGGCGAAGGGCGGGGUUGGGGACGUGACGGAGCUCAUGGUGCCGGCGGACACCAAGGCGCUGCGGCGGCUCAUGGCCAUCUGCGCCCAUGGCCCGCCCAAGUAUAUCCCGGAAUGCCUCGCCCGCGACCUCCUACGGAAAUAUUUCUCUGUCCAAAGAGAGGAGAAGAUACAGCUGAUCAAGGGGAUCGCCAGCGGGCAUGGCUUCCAGAUCUCUCCCCUCCCUCAGGAAGUGCUGAUCGUGUGGGGAGAGUUCGACCAGAUUUUCCCGGUGGAGAAAGCGCACAAAGUCAAAGAGAAGCUUGGGGAGAAGGCGAGGGUGGAGGUGAUCCCGAGCACGGGGCACCUGCCGCACCAGGAGAACGCCAAGCUCUUCAACAAGAUCCUCCUCAGCUUCUUGCUGCCUCCGCCUUCCCCCGCCGCUGCCGCCGCCACCAAAUAGAGAGCUAAGAGCAUUUCCACUCGGCCCUCCUAAAGGCUCACUCCGGCCCCCUAAAAUAAAAAAGAAGUUGGCGUAGCCCAUCAAUUCAUCCGGCGUCCUCACGCUGCUCACGGGGGGGGGGGGCUAGAGGAAGCGCCGGAUGAAGCUGAAAAACCCCGUGGGCCAUCCCUGCCGGCGAGACAAACCAAAUUUGGUAGGCGACGUAUAGGAGGUAGCUGGUGGUAGGUGGGUGCUGAUUUCACCCCAAACAAAUUGCUUGCGCUGAUACCUCCUCAUAUGGCCAUGUGCCAGACGUCAUAUGGGGGGACGAGUGAAGAUGCUCUUACGCAGUUUUGUGCACAUAAGCGUGUACCUUAUUUUCCCUGCAAGUUUUGUUUGAGAGAGAGGACGGCCGGCCGUCGAUGUUGUAAGUUGUAACUGAGGACAAAUUUGAGUUUUUGAUGAGGUGCUUUCUGUUCUCGCA
Molecule: messenger RNA, 1683 nt
Organism: Brachypodium distachyon (stiff brome)
Lineage: Eukaryota; Viridiplantae; Streptophyta; Magnoliopsida; Poales; Poaceae
Product: dihydrolipoyllysine-residue acetyltransferase component of acetoin cleaving system
Exons: 4
Coding region: 192-1220 (342 amino acids)
Source: RefSeq, a predicted model, not a curated record